Molecule: messenger RNA, 924 nt
Organism: Acaulospora morrowiae
Lineage: Eukaryota; Fungi; Glomeromycota; Glomeromycetes; Diversisporales; Acaulosporaceae
Source: the annotation of a GenBank genome assembly
AUGGAGAGAUUUCAACGACUUUUCAGCGCGACACCGGGGCAAGCUCCCGGAAUAGACACACCGACAGUUGACAACGCAGAAAUGGUUUACAUUUCCUCGCUGGCGUUGCUCAAGAUGUUAAAACAUGGUCGUGCUGGAGUGCCAAUGGAAGUCAUGGGGCUGAUGUUAGGAGAAUUUGUGGACGACUACACGGUUCGAGUAAUUGAUGUGUUCGCCAUGCCUCAAAGUGGUACUGGUGUUUCUGUUGAGGCGGUUGAUCCCGUUUUCCAAACAAAGAUGUUGGAUAUGUUGAGACAAACUGGACGUCCAGAAAUGGUGGUUGGUUGGUAUCAUUCUCAUCCCGGAUUUGGAUGUUGGUUGUCUAGUGUUGACAUCAAUACUCAGCAGAGUUUUGAGGCAUUGAAUCAAAGAGCUGUGGCGGUAGUCGUGGAUCCCAUUCAGUCGGUUAAAGGAAAAGUGGUUAUCGAUGCUUUUCGUUUGAUCAACCCUCAAAUGCUAAUGCUUGGUCAAGAACCACGUCAAACCACAUCAAACAUUGGACAUCUCAACAAACCGAGCAUUCAGGCGUUGAUCCAUGGAUUAAAUCGGCAUUAUUACUCUAUUGCGAUCAACUAUCGAAAAAAUGAAUUGGAACAAAAGAUGUUACUUAAUUUGCACAAGAAAAAUUGGACUCAUGGAUUGACACUACAUAACUUUACCGAACAUACUGAAAAUAACGAAAAAUCUGUUAAGUCGAUGCUUACUCUUGCCGAAGCCUAUAACAAAUCGGUGCAGGAGGAAUCGACGAUGACAGCCGAUCAAUUGAAAACUCGUCAUGUGGGAAAACAAGAUCCAAAACGACAUUUGGAGGAAAACGUAGAAGAUGUCAUGUCAAACAAUAUCGUGAUGACACUGGGAACGAUGAUAGAUUCUGUUAGCUUUUAA